Oncorhynchus gorbuscha (pink salmon) is the source of this 2372-nucleotide messenger RNA. RefSeq names its product stonustoxin subunit beta-like. Gene Ontology annotation, molecular function: protein binding. NCBI's taxonomy places the organism in Eukaryota, Metazoa, Chordata, Actinopteri, Salmoniformes, Salmonidae. The transcript is spliced from 3 exons. The record is from RefSeq and is a predicted model, not a curated record. Bases 135 to 818 code for a protein of 227 amino acids.
AACAGCAGACGAACUACAUUACAUUACUGUGAAUGCAGUCUCCACGAACUCGCUACCAUUGCCUUUAAAUGCCAUUCACGCUAGAACGCAGAUAUUCCACGCUACGGAAUUAAUCGAGAUCCUAUCUGCCAUUUAUGACAAAAGUCCACAUUGUUCCACCUUCUGAGCCCCGUUGUCUUCCGUCAUUUGGCACAACUCAGUCUGGACUGUCAGUUGGUGGAUUAGCAUCACAUGGGAAUGACACCACCUGUCAGAAGACGAGGCCUGAACCCAAGACCAGAGAGGAGUUCGUGGAAUAUUCCUAUCAGCUCACAUUGGAUCCCAACACAGCACAUAAAGAGCUGCGUCUGUCUGAGGGGAACAGAAAGGUGACAUGGAGUGACAACGACCAGCUUUAUCCUGACCAUCCAGACAGAUUUACCACACGCCCCCAGGUGUUGUGUAGAGAGGGUCUGUCUGGGGCCUGCUACUGGGAGGUAGAAUGGACCGGGGUGGAGGUUUGUAUAGCUGUCUCAUAUAAAGGGAUCAGCAGGAGAGCACAUAAUGAGUGGUUAAGAAGCAGUAAUAAGUCCUGGUGUUUGGAGUGUGGUGCCUCUAGCUGCUACUUCUAUCACAAUGAUAAACAGACUGACAUACCAGUCCCCCGCUCCACCAGAGUAGUAGGAAUGUACUUGGAUCACAAGGCAGGAACUCUGUCCUUCUACAGUGUCUUUGACGCAAUGACCCUCCUCCACAGAGUCCAGACCAAUUUCACUGAACCCCUUUAUCCUGGGUUCUAUGUCACUACGUCUCUCAAGAUAGUGACACCGACUCAGUGAUGAGUUACAGUUAGUUACAGUGAUACAUUUAGAAUAAAGACAAGCAAAAGGGUCAGAAUAGUGAGCGGAAAGAUCCAUAUUAUAAGAUUAAGAAGUAUUAUGAAGUUUAAAUAAAUGUGCACAUAAAUUACCGUGAUUCUAUUGCCUUAGUGCAUUUUUCUAAAAUGGGUUUUGUAUAAAACUCCCACUUACACAGUCAGCAUGAGCCCUCUACCAGAGAGGAACAGAGGCAGGUACGGUAUGUAAUAUAAAUACCUUGUCUUUAUACUGUGGCGUGUAUUCACGGACGGCAAGGGUAGCCAGGCUUCCCCAUAUAUUUAAAAAAAAAUGUCUCAUUCAUCUCUCUCAGUGUGUUUAUCAUUUUCCAUCAAUUCGCAAGGGGCUGAAUCUCACCGAAGAAAUCAUUUGAGCGAGGGAAACAGUGCCCCUCUGUCUCAGUAUGUGUAGCCCAAAAUAGUAUAACAUGUUGCCGCCGUAGCAUUUGAUUGAUCGAUGCCAGCAAGCAUUUGGACUUCCUUGAUUAAAAUAUUAUAAAAUAAUUAGCCAAUCAGCAUUGAAAUGUGCUGAACUCUGGGUUGUCCUGGUGCAGUAAAACGCCCCCCAAGGGAGGGUAGUUUGGAUUUGGCUUCACACCAUUUAAAUCACCUCCCUAUGCUAAAUGUAAUUUUCACGAAAACGUGUCUGUUUCUGGUCUGCUUGUGUUGAUGUCUUGCAGUAGCUAGCUUGCUAAAUCGUCCUUUUCCUAAGCCGUGGGAUGGAGAUGGGGACUUGGAAUUGUGGUUUUGGCUUAAUUCUCUGUACAGGUCAAUGAUUAUGAUCUAACCAAAAAUGAAAAGGUUGUGUCACCGGCCUUUUUUAGCUCGGUAGCCUCUGGCAACAAAAACAAAGAGUGUACUGUACGACAGAGUCAUAGACUGUUUUGCCAACAUGAAAGAUAGGAGGAUGGUAUUGGCGUUCAACUAGUCUACAAGAAGUGUGAACACGCAGACAUAUACACACACACACAAAUCCGUACCAUGGACAGCCGCACAACAUUUAUUGGACUAAAUUGUUUCUGAUAUCAUUAAGUUUGUUUUCAGUGUAUUAAACUAAGCAUAAAUAGCCUUAUUGAUUUGAUGAUGUUUACAUUUUUUAAUUGAAAUGGUGCUGGAAUAGCAGAGGCGGUGCUCCUGUUGUGUUUGUGCUGACUUGUGGUAACUCCGUGAUUCUAAAUCAGUAGUUGUUUAGUAAACUGUUGAAAACAUUAACUUGCUUGACCGUACUGCAGGUGAUAUAACUAUUUGUUACAGCUUUGUGGGCUUCACCGGCACAGCCAGAAGAGGACUGGCCACACCUCAUUGCCUGGUUCCUCUCAAGGUUUCUUCCUAGGUUUUGGCCUUUCUAGGGAGUUUUUCCUAGCCACUGUGCUUCUACACCUGCAUUGCUUGCUGUUUGGGGUUUUAGGCUGGGUUUCUGUACAGCACUUUGAUAUAUCAGCUGAUGUAAGAAGGGCUAUAUAAAUACAUUUGAUUUGAUUUGAUGCUCUUCGGUUUUGUAAUGAAACAAAUGUAUGUG